AUGGUUGUUGCUCUCGCCAGCCAAGCCGAAGAAGUCCAGGAUCAGCUCACCAGGCAUGGUGAGCUGCUUCAUCAAAUCUUCCAGCUUCUACUGCAACUGGCCUCGAUCCUUGAACCUGCGUUUGCUGAGUCUAACCGUAAGCAAUUGGAGCAGGUGGCUGAGUUCAAUAUCAUGCAAGCUGAGGCUCUCUCCAACCUAGAACAAUGUGUUGAAGACAUCUCCUUGAGUCUUAAUGAUCUCAUCUUAUGUCUUGAUAAUGACAAAGAGGGGGAGAAAGAAAAAAGUGAGAAAAUUGACAGUGAUGUUACUACUGAUGAUGAUGAAGCCCUUGAUGUUUUGCCUCAUGUAGAUGAAAUCCCUGCCGCUGAGGAUUCCAUCACAACUGGUGACGCUAAAGCUGAGGAUGAUGAUGAUGACGUAGUAUCUCUAACUACUCAUGAAAACCUUCCAUCCACCUCUACAUUGCAAGAUGCUAGUGAUGAGGAAGAAAAUGAUGAAGAGGAAGAUGAGGAUGAAGAAUAUUAG
Molecule: messenger RNA, 525 nt
Organism: Cynara cardunculus var. scolymus (artichoke)
Lineage: Eukaryota; Viridiplantae; Streptophyta; Magnoliopsida; Asterales; Asteraceae
Product: acidic leucine-rich nuclear phosphoprotein 32 family member B-like
Exons: 1
Coding region: 1-525 (174 amino acids)
Source: RefSeq, a predicted model, not a curated record